Messenger RNA from Coniosporium apollinis CBS 100218, 663 nucleotides. RefSeq lists its product as uncharacterized. Gene Ontology annotation, molecular function: oxidoreductase activity. Lineage: Eukaryota; Fungi; Ascomycota; Dothideomycetes. The record is from RefSeq and is a predicted model, not a curated record. The transcript has 2 exons. Bases 1 to 663 code for a protein of 220 amino acids.
AUGACCAAAUCAGUCAUAUUUGCAUUACCACACGAGCUUUUUUCCGCGUUCUUCCUCGCUGGGAUUAUUCUUUACCGGCAAGCACGAAAAUUCGAUCCGGCCGCUGCCGAAAUAGGACGGGCGUCCCUUGACAAUUGCCAGAUUGUGCUGAACGAGGCCCGUGAAUCGUGGGAUCCAGGGAAUUGGGCCAUGCGGAUCUUUGAGUUUCUUCUGUCGAGCUCCGGCGGCACAGACGACGCGCAGAAUAGACAACUUGUAUACGUACCAAGAAGGGAGAAGGGGGGGCGGCAUCCUCGAAGUCUCCUACCGUACGGCGAUUUCUGUCUAUCGGACAACAACAACAACAAGAGUCCCGUCGUGCUGCUCUCCGCGGGCGUCGGCCUCACCCCGAUGGUCUCCAUCCUAGACACACUUAUCAGCUCCAGCUCCAGCUCCAGCUCACUGCCCUCGCGCAAAAUCCACUUCAUCUACGGCGCCCGCGCGUUCAGCGACCACAUCUCCUCCGUCGAGAAACAGCAGCCCGUCAUGCGCGGCAUCGUCUUCACCGGCUCACCCGCCGCGCACGAGAAGCGCGGCGUCGACUUCUACCACCUAGAUUGGGUGGACCUGCAGAAACCCAGGCGCAGCGCGGACCUCUUCCUCGACAAUGCGCAGACGGGAUAA